Messenger RNA from Saccostrea cuccullata (small rock oyster), 675 nucleotides. RefSeq lists its product as uncharacterized. Lineage: Eukaryota; Metazoa; Mollusca; Bivalvia; Ostreida; Ostreidae. The record is from RefSeq and is a predicted model, not a curated record. Bases 1 to 675 code for a protein of 224 amino acids. The transcript is spliced from 5 exons.
AUGCUUUGUUUUGUGGCGAGCUGUAACCACCAAAGCUUGCGGGAAACUUGGAGCUUCUUCAGGUUCCCAAAGAAAUCAAUAAAGUUAUGGGAAAAACUUUGCAGGAGACAAGAUAGGACAGUAACUGCAGCUGACAGAAUAUGCAGCUGUCAUUUCAAAGAUGGAAAAAAAGAAAAUGGACCAACUAUCUUCCCUUGGAAUCAAGGGCAGUAUUUUGACUUUGGAGACCCUAAUGCUAUUUCAAGACAAUGCAAACAGAGCCCAUCUGUAAACCAGGGAGAAGAAAAUGUGGUUAUGGUGGAAGAGACAGAAGCUGCACAACCAAUUCAAUCAUUUAGUGAGGGUUUUGACCAUGACCAGCAUCUACUGCGACACGGGACCGUUACAAGCACCUACUGCGAUAAAGAGUCAAAUUUAUUAAAACAAAUCCAAGAAAUGGAACAACAAAUUGACAAGCUGACAUCAGAAAUAGCUAUUCUUAAGACUAGGAAACAACCUUUCACCAUAAGCCAGAUCAUCAAUGAUGAAAAGAAGAUGCUGAUGUACACCUCCUUGAAAGCAGACAUGUUUAGAGUAGUGGACUCAACUAUUCAGAGAUUUCCAUUAACAUAUGUCAACAACUGGACACCAGCAGUGAUUUCAAGAACUGACCAGUUAUUAAUGACACUGAUAUAA